This is a messenger RNA of Vicia villosa (hairy vetch), 602 nucleotides long. RefSeq lists its product as uncharacterized. The transcript has 4 exons. Lineage: Eukaryota; Viridiplantae; Streptophyta; Magnoliopsida; Fabales; Fabaceae. The record is from RefSeq and is a predicted model, not a curated record. The coding region runs from base 148 to 510 and encodes 120 amino acids.
UAUAACAACACCGCGUCUAGUAACUUCAUCCCCAACUAACUAAAAUUUCCCGCCAAAAAAGGUCACAAUAAAACAAAACGCAAGGCAUAACAAGCGUGACUGAGUGAGCGAGAGUGUUCUUACUUCUUCUUACAACAAACAAACCUAAUGAAGAACGGAAAACGAACCGCUCUUUCAGAUCUCACCAAUUCAAGCCAUCUUUCAUCUUCAUCCGUUUCUUCAUCAGCCACCAUUGAACCAAUCAAGAAAAACCAAAUCAACAUUCGGAAAAUCUGCUUAACUCCGCUUCACGAUGUUAAGCCAUCAACCGUUCAUCAUCGCACAAAGAACCAAAACAACACUGUAGCUCUUCCCACGACGUUAACAGUUCGAUGUAAAAAGAAGCAACGUGUUGUGUCGAACGAACAAGAGGAACUGGAGGAUUACAUUGAGAAGCAGAAGGCGUAUUUUAAACAGAUUGAUGAAUAUGAACUCGAAGAAGAGGAGGUUGAAGAAUUUACUGAUGAGUGAUGUAGUAUUUGAGUAAUUGAAGUUAAUACGUUAAUGUAGUUAAUUGCUGAUGUUGAUAUAUAUAGUCUUCCGAAUUCGAGAUUUCUUAAUAG